UACGAAAUGGAUAUUUUCGACGCGGGCGUCGGCAAAAUAAAAACGAUGAAGGAGCGUGAAUCGGAGCGCCAGUCCAACCUGCUCAAACGGCAGGAGACCAAAGCGCGCGCGGCCUCCGAGGUCGAACAGCUGAGCUAUUUUGAGAAAAGCUUCGCCGAAAGACAGUGCGCCGUCGAGGAGUUACUGGCCAAAACGCGCGCUAUACCUACUCAAGACUUGCCCGGCCAUUUCGACACCAUAUUUAAGGAGAUCGCGCUCCUACAGAAGUACGUCGCGGCGUCGAGCCUGUUCCUGAAGAGUUACUUCGUCACGCGGUGUCAAAACAUCGUGCGCGACUUGAACGACCACGCGCACCGCCUCGAAACUGUCCUGCUGCCGAAGAAAAAGUUCGGGUUCAAAACAAAACCGACGCAGGAUCAGAAACAUUCGGAAAUCGAGGACCAAGUCGACUCCGAUGCUCGGCAGGACGUCGGGUUGCAAUUCCUGCCGUCCUGUGGGUUUUCCGACCGCAGAGACGAAGUUUUAGUACUAAACGCAGAUGAGGUGAGGAAAAAGGACGUCGUGCUAGAACGCAUGCGCGACUGCGACGUCAUCAUACGCGGAGUGCCCAGCACAUUGUUUCUUAAUGGGUUGAGUAACUGUCGAGUGUUGUCGGGUCCGGUUUCGACGUCGGUAUUUGCCGAACGCUGCAACGACUGCACCUUUGUCAUAGCGUGUCAGCAGUUGAGACUUCACGGCUCUGCUAGAGUCGAUAUUUAUCUACACGUCACGAGCAGGGCGAUUAUGGAAGACUGCGACGCCAUUCGAGUCGCGCCUUACAAUUGGAACUAUGAGGGACUGGACGGUCACUUCGAGGAAGCGUCGCUCGACAGCUCUCUGAAUAACUGGAGGGGUAUCGACGAUUUCAAUUGGCUGAACGCGGAGAAGAGGUCGCCGCAUUGGUGUGAGAUCGAGGAGGGGGAACGCGUCACCCAGUGGGCGUAGAUUUUUAGGGAUUUGUGUAAGCCGGGUUUAGUGUAGAUUAUAGCUUUUUUUUAUUCAAUUUUGUUUUGAUUCUAUCUCUGCCUAUUAGUGAGGAAGAUUGACAA
Cylas formicarius (sweet potato weevil) is the source of this 1088-nucleotide messenger RNA. It is a transcript of the gene TBCC, whose product is annotated as tubulin-specific chaperone C. The transcript has a single exon. Gene Ontology annotation, molecular function: tubulin binding. The record is from RefSeq and is a predicted model, not a curated record. The coding region runs from base 7 to 984 and encodes 325 amino acids. Gene Ontology annotation, biological process: tubulin complex assembly; post-chaperonin tubulin folding pathway. Gene Ontology annotation, cellular component: cytoplasm. Lineage: Eukaryota; Metazoa; Arthropoda; Insecta; Coleoptera; Brentidae.